AUGCUGUGUCUCUGUAAGUACUUCUUUGAUACCUUCUUGGCGCUCCCCACCCUGCUGUCUUCUCAGGUGACUCUCUGCUUCUCCCCUGUGGGGAACAAACUGAGGGUCCGCAGCAGGAAGUUCCCCGCCAUCGUGAACUGCAUGGCCAUCGACUGGUUCCACGAGUGGCCACAGCAGGCGCUGGAGUCGGUCAGCCUCCGCUUCCUGCAGAGCUUGGAGGGCAUUGAGCCCACCGUCAAGCCGUCCAUUAGCAAGUUCAUGGCUUUUGUGCACACAAGCGUCAACCAGACCUCCCAGUCCUACCUGAGCAAUGAGCAGCGCUACAACUACACGACCCCCAAGUCGUUCCUGGAGUUCAUCAGACUCUACCAGAGCCUGCUGCACGGGAAGCGGCGGCAGCUUGAGGGCAGAACCCAGCGGCUGGAGAGCGGGCUGUGCAAGCUCCACGGCACCGCCACCCAGGUGGAUGAUCUGAAAGCCAAGCUGGCCACACAGCAAGUGGAGCUGAAGCAGAAGAAUGAAGAUGCAGACAAGCUGAUUCAGGUGGUGGGUGUAGAGACUGACAAGGUGAGCAGAGAGAAAGCCGUGGCAGACGAGGAAGAGCGGAAGGUGGCCCUCAUCAUGCUGGAGGUGAAGCAGAAGCAGAAGGACUGUGAGGAAGACCUGGCCAAGGCAGAGCCGGCGCUCACAGCAGCCCAGGCAGCCCUCAACACCCUCAACAAGACCAACCUGACGGAGCUGAAGUCCUUUGGUUCCCCACCCCCGACUGUCAGCAAUGUCACUGCGGCGGUGAUGGCGCUUGUGGCCCCUGGGGGCAAGGUGCCCAAGGACCGCAGCUGGAAGGCCGCCAAGGUCACCAUGGCCAAAGUGGACAGCUUCCUGGACUCCCUCAUCCACUUUGACAAGGAGAACAUUCACGAGAACUCCCUCAAGGCCAUCAGGCCGUACCUGCAGGACCCCGAGUUCAAUCCAGAGUUCGUGGCCACCAAGUCGUCCGCAGCCGCAGGCCUCUGCUCUUGGGUCAUAAACAUUGUGAGGUUCUACGAGGUGUUCUGUGACGUGGAGCCCAAGCGCCAGGCACUGAGCAAGGCCACCUCGGACCUCGCUGCUGCCCAGGAGAGGCUGGCUGCCGUGAGAGCCAAGAUUGCGCACCUUAAUGAAAACCUGGCCAAACUCACGUCCAAGUUUGAGAAAGCAACAGCGGACAAACUCAAAUGUCAGCAAGAAGCAGAAGUGACUGCAGGCACCAUCUCCCUUGCGAAUCGCCUGGUGGCAGGACUUGCCUCUGAAAACGUGAGGUGGGCAGAAGCUGUGCAGGACUUCAAGCAACAGGAAAGGAAACUGUGUGGAGACGUCUUACUUUCCACGGCUUUUAUUUCGUACCUUGGCUUCUUUACGAAGAAGUACCGGCAGAGCCUCAUGGACGGGACCUGGCGACCCUACCUGAGCCAGCUGCAGGUGCCCAUCCCAGUGACCCCCACGCUGGAUCCCCUGAAGAUGCUGACAGAUGAUGCCGACGUGGCUGCCUGGCAGAAUGAGGGCCUCCCUGCGGACCGCAUGUCCACGGAGAAUGCCGCCAUCCUCCUCCACUGCGAGCGCUGGCCGCUCCUGGUGGACCCUCAGCUGCAAGGCAUCAAAUGGAUCAAGAACAAGUAUGGCGCAGCCCUCCGGGUCACCCAGAUUGGUCAGAAGGGCUACCUUCAAACCGUAGAGCGUGCCCUGGAAGCCGGAGAUGUGGUGCUGAUUGAAAACCUGGAAGAGUCCAUCGACCCUGUGCUGGGACCGCUGCUGGGGAGAGAAGUCAUUAAGAAAGGACGGUUCAUUAAAAUCGGAGACAAAGAGUGUGAGUACAAUCCCGAGUUCCGGCUCAUCCUUCACACCAAGCUGGCCAGCCCUCACUACCAACCCGAGCUGCAGGCUCAGGCCACCCUCAUCAACUUCACCGUGACCAGGGCCGGCCUGGAGGACCAGCUGCUGGCCGCCGUGGUCAGCAUGGAGAGGCCAGACCUGGAGCAGCUGAAGUCAGAUCUCACGAAGCAGCAGAAUGGGUUCAAAAUCACCCUCAAAACGUUAGAAGACAACCUGCUCUCCCACCUCUCCUCAGCCUCCGGGAACUUCCUGGGAGAAACGGCCUUGGUGGAGAGCCUUGAGGUCACCAAGCAGACCGCUGCGGAAAUUGAGAAAAAGGUGCAGGAGGCCAAGGUGACCGAAGUGAAGCUCAACGAGGCCCGGGAGCACUAUCGGCCGGCCGCCGCCCGAGCCUCUCUGCUCUACUUCAUCAUGAGUGACCUCAGCAGGAUCCACCCAAUGUACCAGUUUUCGCUCAAGGCCUUCAGUGCCGUCUUCCGGAAGGCUGUGGAGAAGGCUGCUGCCGACGAGAGCCUCGGGGAACGAGUGGCCAACCUGACAGACAGCAUCACCUUCUCUGUGUACCAGCACACCGCUCGCGGGCUCUUCGAGCGUGACAAGCUGACCUACCUUGCCCAGCUCGCCUUUCAGAUUCUCCUCAUGAACCAGGAAGUCGGUGCAGCAGAGCUGGAUUUUCUGCUUCGCUCUCCAGUGCAGACAGGCAUCCCCAGUCCCGUGGAGUUCCUCUCCCGUCAGGCCUGGGGUGGCAUCAAGGUCAGUGCCAGUCCCUAGGGAACAAACAGUCAAGUCCUCCUCUCCUGGAGUUCUCUCCUGGCACUUGUCCCAGGAAGUCAGCAGGACUCUUGUGGGGGCUCACCAUGAGCUGUGUUAACAUCAGUGCACCCCUUGGCCUGCACCCCU
Molecule: messenger RNA, 2769 nt
Organism: Vicugna pacos (alpaca)
Lineage: Eukaryota; Metazoa; Chordata; Mammalia; Artiodactyla; Camelidae
Source: RefSeq, a predicted model, not a curated record